AAUUAUAACUUUGUAAGCUGAGAACAUCAUCACUUCUUUUCUGUGUAAACCAAAGAUGGCAUCAGCUUUCAUCUUUCUGUUGGUACCGUUGCUCUUCCAAUUUCAUUCUGGCGAAAGUGCAGCUGCGAUUCGGCGUAAUUAUUACUCAGAGAGUUGCCCGAGAGCAGAAGAGAUAGUAAAGGAGCAAGUCACCGCCCUUUAUCACGAGCACGGAAACACCGCCGUUUCCUGGAUCAGAAAUCUCUUCCACGACUGCGCUGUCAAGUCAUGCGACGCAUCGCUGCUGUUGGAGGCUGCAAACGGCAUAAAAUCGGAGAAGGCUACGUCGAGGAGUUUCGGGAUGAGAAACUUCAAGUACAUCGAAAAGAUCAAAGCCGCCCUGGAGAAGGAGUGCCCGAACACCGUCUCCUGCGCAGAUAUCGUGGCUCUCUCCGCGAGAGACGGAGCGGUCAUGCUGGGAGGGCCAUAUGUAGUAGCGAUGAAGACCGGUAGAAAAGACAGCAAGCAAAGCUACGCAGCACAAGUUGACAGCUCCAUCCCCAACCACAACGACACCGUUUCAGCGGUCCUUUCCACCUUCCAAGCCAUGGGCAUUGACACCCAAGGCGCAGUUGCUCUGUUAGGCGCCCACUCGGUCGGGCGGGUCCACUGCGUCAACCUCGUCCACAGACUCUACCCGGCCGUCGACCCGACCCUCGACCCGGCCUACGCGGAGUACCUCAAGAAGCGGUGCCCGUCCCCGCACCCGGAUCCGAACGGAGUGUUUUACUCGAGAAAUGACCUGGAAACGCCGAUGGUGCUGGACAACAAUUACUACAAGAACAUACUGAAGCACAAGGGGUUGUUGGUGGUGGAUCAGCAGUUGGUUUCGGAUCCAGAAACUCGCCCGUUUGUGGAGAAGAUGGCUGCGGAUAAUGGAUACUUCCAUGAUCAGUUCGCCAAGGCUUUCCUCAUUUUGUCCGAGAAUAAUCCUCUCACAGGGGAUCAGGGAGAGAUUAGGAAGGAUUGUCGAUUUGUCAACAAAAAGUGAUGGACUCACAUUUAUAUUUUUAAGGCAUUGUUUUAGUUUUCUUAAUAAAUCUUAUUGCAUAUGGAGUAACAAUUAUAAAUGCCACAUA
This is a messenger RNA of Salvia splendens (bonfire salvia), 1118 nucleotides long. RefSeq names its product peroxidase 21. The record is from RefSeq and is a predicted model, not a curated record. Bases 56 to 1030 code for a protein of 324 amino acids. Lineage: Eukaryota; Viridiplantae; Streptophyta; Magnoliopsida; Lamiales; Lamiaceae. The transcript has 3 exons. Gene Ontology annotation, biological process: hydrogen peroxide catabolic process; response to oxidative stress. Gene Ontology annotation, molecular function: peroxidase activity; heme binding.